Nilaparvata lugens (brown planthopper) is the source of this 1945-nucleotide messenger RNA. It is a transcript of the gene TfIIEalpha, whose product is annotated as general transcription factor IIE subunit 1. Gene Ontology annotation, cellular component: transcription factor TFIIE complex. Gene Ontology annotation, biological process: transcription open complex formation at RNA polymerase II promoter; transcription initiation at RNA polymerase II promoter. The record is from RefSeq and is a predicted model, not a curated record. Lineage: Eukaryota; Metazoa; Arthropoda; Insecta; Hemiptera; Delphacidae. Bases 250 to 1566 code for a protein of 438 amino acids. The transcript is spliced from 7 exons.
GCGUUCAAAUUUUGUGGUUAGGUAAAGUGUUUACGUUUUGAUUACCAACAUAAUUUCUGAGUAGUUUCAAUUAGUGAUUUAUAAAGAGUAUUAAACAUUUUCAUAGUGAUUCUCAUACUAUUGCUUACUACCUUAAAUCAAUUACUAGUAUAACAUAAUUUACAUUGCCAGGAUAUCUUCAAAUUUUGAAAUUGGGGUUUUAAUUGCCAGUAUGGAUUGAUGAAGUGAUGUGACUAGAAUAGAAGUAAAAUGAGUGAAGAACAGUUGGUGAAAGAAGUACCUAGCAGCUUAAAACAGCUGGCAAGACUCGUAGUUCGUGGGUUUUAUACGAUUGAAGAUGCAUUAAUCAUCGAUAUGCUAGUGAGAAAUCCUUGUAUGAAAGAGGAUGACAUUUGUGAGCUGUUGAAGUUUGAGAGAAAAAUGUUGAGGGCAAGAAUUACAACCCUGAGGAAUGACAAAUUCAUCCAGGUGCGCCUUAGAAUGGAGACUGGGCCUGAUGGAAAAGCUCAGAAAGUUAACUAUUACUUCAUCAAUUACAAGACAUUUGUGAAUGUAGUCAAGUACAAGUUGGACCUGAUGAGGAAAAGGAUGGAGACUGAAGAGAGAGAUGCCACGAGUAGAGCAAGUUUCAAAUGUCCACGCUGUUCGAAGACAUUUACAGAUCUUGAAGCUGAUCAGCUGUUCGAUUUCGCCACUGAGGAAUUCCGGUGCACGUACUGUCGAGAGGUGGUCGAGGAGGACCAAUCAGCGCUGCCCAAGAAGGACUCGAGGCUGUUAUUGGCCAAGUUCAACAGCCAAUUGGAGCCACUCUACGUACUGCUCAGACAGGUGGAAGGCAUACGGCUGGCACCAGAAGUAUUGGAGCCUGAUCCUGUCGAUAUCAGCACUAUCAGAGGCCUGGACACGAAUCGCGGCCCAAUGCGCCCGGGAGGCGAGCACUGGUCGGGAGAGGCAACUCGCAGCCAGGGAGGUUUCGCCGUGGAGGAGACCAAAGUCGAUGUUACGAUUGGCGACGACGCUCUCGCAGCCACCGACCACGCGCCGCGCAAGGAGCGUCCUCUCUGGAUGAUAGAGAGCACCGUCAUCACCAACGACCAGGCACAGGCGGACCCGUUAGUAGGAGCCAGCAUGGAGGCGGAGAAGAGCGCGGUAGCGGUAGCGGGAGCGGCGGCAAAGGGCGGAGCCUCGGGGGCAGCAGACGACAUCAUGUCAGUGCUGUUGGCGCAUGAGAGGCGGGGUGGAGGCGGCAGUGGAGGCGGUGGAGGGGCGGAGGCCACAGCUAAUGCUGUCAAGAGUGCGCUGCAGUCGGUUAAUGCCGCCUCCAAUAACAGUGGCUCAGAGAUGAGUGAUGACGAUUUCAACGAGAUCAACAAUAUUGGAGCGUCGUCGCCAGAAGAGAUUGGAGAUUCGGAAGAGGAUGAAAUGAUUCCGACAGUGAUGGUGGGAGGCAAGCACGUGCCCAUUACAAAGGUGGACGACGCUCUAAUCAAGGAGAUGAGUGUCCAGGAGAAGGAAGCCUACAUUCAGGUCUACCAGGAGUACUACUCCAAUAUGCUAGACUGCUGAAUGACUGAGUGGGCGGGGCUACUAGCUAGCUGCAGUCUCAUUGGUGGUUGUGAUUGUGGACUGAAAAAAGUUGGGGAAAAACUUCUAAUUAGGUAGUGAAGAAUGGGGCGAAGUGUGAGGAAACUUGAUGAAUGAAGAAUGGGGGAAAAGUUUGAAUUAUUGUCAUCGGAGGUUUUCUUGUCAGAGUUUUUGAAAGUGGUGGAAUACUUUCAAUAUUUGAAGAAAUUCAUUAGAUUGAUGUACGUAAUUGCUCAGUUCUUUUGUUGUGUACAGAUUUAGCUGUCAAACUAGUUCUUCAGUUUUAAUACUUGAUAAAAAUUGUAAGAUUAAGGUGCGGUUUCCAGGAAAUUUAUUAAAUCUAAUGGACCGUUAAUUCUAU